UUGGGACACUGAUGCUUAAAUGGCCGGUCUCGUUGCACUUCCUGCACUCAACCCCCUCAGCGGAGCGCGGCUCGGGACACUCCUUAGACAUGUGACCCUCCUGCUUGCAGUUCUUGCAGGCGUAAGGGUUGACACGCUCCUUGGGGCAGUCGCGUGCGCGAUGGCCCUCUUCUUGACAGUAGACACACUGAACGGCUGGAGUAACAGACUCGCGCUCAGCCUGCUCUUCCUUGCAGUGCUAGUGUUGUAUGUCAGUCGAUGUGCCUACAUGGAUUGAAGUGUUUGCUUACCUUGCGAAUGUGUCCGAGCUCGCCACAGUUGCCACACAAGGGAACGCCAAUGUCUUGAACGAAUCCAGCAGAGGCAAGACGCUCAAGGUUCUGCUCCGGAGAUUCUGGCCAGCCCUGAGCCAUCUUGGCGCGACGAGGCUUUGGAGAAAGCUGAAAGGUGAGGACGUACUCGCGAGCAGGGUUGCCGAUCAAGUCGACAAUAGUCAUAUUGACGGCAAUCUCCUGCUGCUUUGCAACCAGGUAAAUAGGCAGACCGUCGUCGCGAAGUGCCACCUCCACGGCAUGAAGUUCGAAGUCGUCGACCACAGCACGAGCGUAGGCUCUCAAGCAAGUGCGGAACACGUCAAGGUCCUUCUCCUUGGCCGCAUCAAUCAGUUUGGCCCAGGCAUCUUCAGCAGUCAUCUCGGGCACACCAGUCCAGUCGACGAUGCGGCGGCCCUUGCACUCGAGAGCCUUGUGACCCUCCUCGUUGCAGAGCUUGCACUUCAUGGGGUUGGUAGGACAGUUGCGAGCUGAGUGACCUUCUUCGUUGCAGGCAUUGCAGGUACCGGUGAACGCGCGCUCGACCCUAGGGUUGGUGCAAUCGGCCUUGUUGUGACCUACCUCACCG
Dothidotthia symphoricarpi CBS 119687 is the source of this 900-nucleotide messenger RNA. RefSeq lists its product as uncharacterized. The record is from RefSeq and is a predicted model, not a curated record. NCBI's taxonomy places the organism in Eukaryota, Fungi, Ascomycota, Dothideomycetes, Pleosporales, Dothidotthiaceae. Bases 249 to 806 code for a protein of 185 amino acids. The transcript has 2 exons.